AUGGCAUGUACCACGGCACAUAUAGGUGGGGGGGGCAGGAGUCCAGGUGGGCAGGUCCGUGCCCACGCGCUUACGGUCACCGUGCCAGAGGCUGCUGACCCUGCAGCGCGCAGGCACCCCUUGCACAGGCCGUCUACAGCAACCAGUGCCCCAUUGCCACUCACCACGUCCUCCAAGGUGGCGCCGAGGGCCUCCAGGCCAUGCGCCACGAUCUCCAGCGCCGUCCUGGCCUGGGCAUAUGGGUCGCGCUUGUGCAGCACGUUGCCAGUGCUCUGCUCCACCGACGACGUGCCUGCAUUGGGGCCACUUGAGUUGUGA
This is a messenger RNA of Auxenochlorella protothecoides, 318 nucleotides long. RefSeq lists its product as hypothetical. The transcript has a single exon. Lineage: Eukaryota; Viridiplantae; Chlorophyta; Trebouxiophyceae; Chlorellales; Chlorellaceae. The record is from RefSeq and is a predicted model, not a curated record. Bases 1 to 318 code for a protein of 105 amino acids.